This is a messenger RNA of Cydia splendana, 6422 nucleotides long. RefSeq names its product kinesin-like protein unc-104 (gene unc-104). Gene Ontology annotation, biological process: microtubule-based movement. NCBI's taxonomy places the organism in Eukaryota, Metazoa, Arthropoda, Insecta, Lepidoptera, Tortricidae. The record is from RefSeq and is a predicted model, not a curated record. Gene Ontology annotation, molecular function: microtubule binding; microtubule motor activity; ATP binding. Bases 210 to 5489 code for a protein of 1759 amino acids. The transcript is spliced from 39 exons.
CCGUCUCCGCUGGCGGCCCGCAGUCGCACCGCGUAGCCCUGCGACGCGCCAUGCCGGCCGACGCUGCGACCUGACCGGAGCGCCGCUCUAACCCAAUAGUGUAAACCGCGACAGGAUUCGUCGCCUGGACCCCUACCGCACGGAGGCUUUGGUGUAAAUCGGUCCCCGUACCGAUGUGUUAGUGCAACAGGAAAGCAACAAAAGCCGCCAUGUCGUCGGUGAAGGUGGCGGUGCGAGUGCGCCCCUUCAACUCGCGCGAGAUCGCCAGGGACUCCAAAUGCAUCAUAGAAAUGUCGGGCAACACUACAGUAAUAGUGAAUCCGAAAGCACCCCCCGGGAACAAAGAUGCUGCCAAAAGCUUCAACUUCGAUUUCUCAUACUGGUCUCACAAUCCCAGCGACCCGGAAUUCUCGUCUCAAGUCAUGGUGUACAAAGACAUCGGAGAAGAGAUGCUUCAACAUGCUUUUGACGGCUACAACAUAUGCAUAUUCGCCUACGGUCAGACGGGCGCGGGCAAAUCAUACACGAUGAUGGGCCGCGAUGAAGACCAGGGCAUCAUCCCGAACAUCUGCAAGGAUCUGUUCCGUCGCAUCAGGCAGACCACUUCUGAUGACCUCAAGUACUCGGUGGAAGUCUCCUACAUGGAGAUAUACUGCGAGCGCGUCCGGGACCUGCUGAACCCUAAGAACAAGGGCAACCUUCGCGUCCGCGAGCACCCGGCCCUUGGACCCUACGUCGAGGACCUUAGCAAGCUGGCCGUCACAUCGUACCAGGACAUUUACGACCUUAUCGACGAGGGCAAUAAGGCUCGGACGGUGGCAGCGACGAACAUGAACGAGACGUCAUCUCGCUCGCACGCCGUAUUCACUAUCUUUUUCACGCAACAGAGGCACGACCAGACCACGGAUCUUAUGUCUGAGAAGGUGUCGAAGAUCUCCCUAGUGGACUUGGCGGGCUCCGAGCGAGCCGACUCGACAGGCGCCAAAGGCACCAGGCUGAAGGAAGGCGCGAACAUCAACAAAUCACUCACCACGCUGGGGAAAGUCAUCUCCGCGCUUGCUGAAAUCGCGUCAAAGAGCAAGAAAUCAAAGAAGGCAGACUUCAUACCAUACCGUGACUCUGUGCUGACCUGGCUUCUCCGAGAGAACCUGGGAGGGAACUCCAAGACCGCCAUGAUAGCUGCUAUAUCGCCCGCCGAUAUCAACUACGACGAGACACUUAGCACAUUGAGAUACGCCGACCGCGCCAAACAGAUCGUUUGCAAGGCGGUCGUCAACGAGGACGCCAACGCCAAGCUCAUCCGCGAGCUCAAAGAGGAGAUCCUCAAACUGCGCGAACUCCUCAAGGCGGAGGGCAUCGAGGUCGAGGAAGGACCAGAUGGUAGAGUCGUUUAUGAAAAGAAAGAUCCGCCUACCACCGAAGAGAACGCGUCUCCGCAACGCAAGAAGAGCGAGGCCGAAGUGCUGUCUCCGAAGCUUUCCCGAGCGGCUACGACCAUUGCCGAAGAAGCUGUGGAUCAGUUGCAGGCCUCCGAGAAACUUAUCGCUGAAUUGAACGAAACUUGGGAAGAGAAACUCAAGCGCACCGAGCAGAUCCGUGUGCAACGCGAGGCCGUGUUCGCGGAGAUGGGCGUCGCGGUGAAGGAGGGCAUCACUGUCGGAGUUUACUCGCCCAAGAAGACCCCUCACCUGGUCAACCUGAAUGAGGACCCGAAUCUUUCGGAGUGCCUCAUAUAUUACAUCAAGGAUGGUGUGACGAGGCUCGGCACUUCAGAGGCCAACGUUCCUCAAGACAUCCAAUUGUGCGGCUCUCAUAUCCUCAGUGAGCACUGCAUUUUCGAGAACACUGACGGCGUCAUCUGCCUCAUACCUCACCGCGAGGCCCUCAUCUACAUCAACGGGCGUGAGGUCACAGAGCCGAUAAUCCUGAAGACGGGCUCCCGCGUGAUCCUGGGCAAGAACCACGUGUUCCGCUUCACACACCCUGGCCAGCCGCUCGAAGACAAGGAGGCUGUCAUCAACAAGGAGAUGACCACCGCCGACCCUGCUGGCAAUGACGCCGAAAACGUAGACUGGGACUUCGCGCAAUGCGAGCUGCUGGAGAAACAAGGCAUCGACCUGAAGGCCGAGAUGCAGAAGCGGCUCGUGGCUUUGGAGGAGCAGUUCCGAAGGGAGAAAGAGCACGCUGACCAGCAGUUUGAGGAACAGAGAAAGAACUACGAAGCCCGCAUAGACGCGUUGCAACGCCAAGUGGAGGAGCAGAGCGUGACCAUGUCCAUGUACAGUUCGUACACCCCCGAGGACUUCCACAACGACGAGGAUAUCUUUGUGAAUCCCCUGUUUGAGACAGAGUGUUGGUCGGCGCGCGAGGUGGGGCUGGCCGCGUGGGCGUUCCGCAAGUGGAAGUACCACCAGUUCACCUCGCUCCGGGACGACCUGUGGGGGAACGCUAUAUUCCUGAAGGAAGCCAACGCGAUCUCCGUCGAGCUUCGCAAGAAGGUCCAAUUCCAGUUCACGCUCCUCACCGACACCCCCUACUCCCCCCUCCCCGCAGAGCUGGCCCCCCGCGACGACGCCGACGACGAGUACCGCCCCAGCGCGCCCACCGUCGUCGCCGUAGAGGUCACUGACACCAAGAACGGCGCCACGCAUUACUGGACGCUCGAGAAACUGCGCCACCGCCUGGAGCUAAUGCGCCAGAUAUACAACAUGAACGAGAGCUUGUGCGAGGAGGACGAGGCCCCGCCCCUGGUGCUGGCCCCGCCCCCCGCGCUCGCGCAGGCCCCGCCCACGCCCGACAUUCUGCAGUGUAUCUCGGCGGCCGCGCAGCAGACCAGACUGUCGCUCGCGAACCUGCUGCCCUCGAGACAAAGGCUGGAGCUGAUGCGGGAGAUGUACCACAACGAGGCGGAGUUGUCGCCGACCUCCCCCGACCACAACGUGGAGUCCGUCACCGGCGGGGAUCCGUUUUACGACCGCUUCCCCUGGUUCCGCAUGGUUGGACGGAGCUUCGUGUACCUGUCAAACCUCCUGUACCCGGUUCCGCUCAUUCACAAGGUCGCCAUCGUGAACGAGAAAGGAGACGUGAAAGGCUACCUGCGGGUCGCCGUGCAGGCGGUCAUUGACGCCGAGAAAAACAACGCAGAGUUCGCGGCGGGCGUGAAGCAAUCAGCCAAGAUCUCAUUCGACGACGACGUCGCGCCCGCGCGCCGCAAGACGCUCGCCAGCGUCAUCGACAAGAACAACGCGCUCAACCUCGAGGAGCGCAUCGAUCUCGCAGACUCCAAUAUUAAAAUAGAAGAGUUAGCCGGCGGCGAAUGCGACGCCGACAGCGGCCGCGGAGACAGCUCUCUCGCCUCAGAGCUGAAAGAGGAAGACCUGCCCGAACACCUGACUCUAGGCAAAGAGUUCACCUUCCGCGUCACCGUGCUGCAAGCACACAGCGUAUCCACAGACUACGCCGACGUGUUCUGCCAGUUUAACUUCCUCCACCGUAACGAAGACGCAUUUUCGACAGAGCCCGUUAAGAACACUAUUAAGAACACACCGCUCGGAUUCUACCACGUACAAAACAUCACUGUACCAAUAACAAAGUCAUUCGUGGAAUACAUUAAAACACAACCCAUUGUUUUCGAAGUAUUUGGGCACUACCAGCAACACCCAUUACACAAGGACGCCAAACAAGACGGCCCAGUGGCCGGGCGGACGCCGCCGCGCCGCAUGCUGCCGCCCUCCAUCCCGAUCUCGGCGCCCGUGCGGAGCCCCAAGUGGGGCGCGGCCAGCGUGGCCCCGCCCUGCUGCUCGUCACACCUGCACUCCAAACACGACCUGCUCGUGUGGUUCGAGAUCUGUGAGCUCGCGCCCAACGGGGAAUAUGUGCCUGCUGUGGUGGAACACAGUGAUGAACUCCCAUGCCGAGGGCUGUUCCUGCUGCACCAGGGCAUCCAGCGCCGCAUCCGCAUCACCAUCCUACAUGAACCUUCUGGAGAUUUGCAGUGGAGCGACAUUCGCGAGCUCGUCGUCGGCCGUAUCCGCAACUCGCCUGAGGCUAAUGAAGAUACAGCGGACGGCGAAGAAGACGGCGCGCUGUCGCUAGGACUCUUCCCCGGAGAGAGGCCCACGCUCGACGAUCGGGCUGUAUUCAGGUUCGAAGCGGCGUGGGACAGCAGUCUCCACGGUUCGCCGCUACUGAACAGGGUUAGCGCCAACGGAGAAGUUGUCUACAUUACGCUUAGCGCAUACCUCGAGGUUGAGAACUGCGCCCGACCAGCUAUCAUCACGAAGGACCUGUCGCUGGUGGUGGUGGGGCGCGAGGCGCGCACGGGCCGCUCGCUGCGCCGCGCGCUGUUCGGCUCCAAGUGCGCGCGCGCAGACCGCCUCACCGGCGUCUACGAGCUCAGCCUGCACCGCGCCCUGGAGCCAGGUGUCCAGCGACGACAAAGGCGCGUGUUAGACACGAGCGGUACAUACGUGCGAGGAGAGGAGAACCUACACGGCUGGCGUCCGCGCGGAGACUCGCUUAUAUUCGACCAUCAGUGGGAGCUCGAGAAAAUGACCCGACUGGAACAAGUAGGGCGCACGCGACACUUCAUGGCGCUGCGCGAGCGCCUGCGACACGGACACGAGAACACUGUGGCGCCCAACGACUUCACCAAGACCGAGAAGGAGGUGUGCAACAUGGCGGCCAAGGCGGCGGCCGAGCAGCACGCGCGCGACGAGUCGCUGUACGAGCCGUGGGACAUGACGCCGCGCGAGCGCGAGCUCGCCACCAAGUUCCUCAAGCUCAUACAAGGGCGAAUAGGAAUGAACAAUAACACCGAGGGCGCUCAGUCGCCCGCUAGUCCCGUGGACGAAGGCCUCGCGCCCGACGUCUCCACGCCAUCCCUGCUCUCCUCCGUACACAGUGCCAGCAGCUUCGAACUAUGCUCACCGGAGCGCGCGCUCCUAGAGAAAUCAAUGGCGGCUUGGGGAGGCGCCCAACUGAGCGCGGGCGGCGCGCUGUACGUGCCCGACUGCGAGGAGGUGCGCGUGUCCGCCGCCGUGGCGCGCCGCGGGCACCUCAACGUGCUGCAGCACGGCACGCACGGCUGGAAGAAGCGGUGGCUGGUGGUCCGCCGGCCGUACGUGUUCAUCUACCGCGACGAGCGUGACCCCAUCGAGCGCGCCGUCAUCAACCUCGCCAACGCCCACGUGGAAUACUCCGAAGACCAGGAGCAGAUGGUGCGGAUGCCCAACACUUUCAGCGUUGUGAGCAAGGAGCGCGGCUACCUGCUGCAGACGCUGGGCGACAAGGAAGUUCACGACUGGUUGUACGCCAUCAACCCGCUACUCGCCGGGCAGAUCAGUUGUCGUGCCGCAGGUCCCGCUCGGCGCGGCGCGGCGACAAGGCGGCCGCGCCCGCGCCCGCAUGAGACCUCACCAUGGAGUCUAUCCUCGUUUAUUAAGCGCAUCGCCUCCAGCCAGCGUACUGACGUGCAUCCUUGCCAUUGAAACUGCUAGGGCUUGUUCAUUCUGUUUCUGAACGUCGGUUCGCGCGAAAGAAAGCCGGAUAUUCCGAGUAGUGUUGACGGUUCGCGCGUUUCGAGAGCGGAGAGUCGUGAGUGAAAGGUGUCAUUGAGCGAUUUCAGUGGGUACUGGUACUUCCCUGUAAAUGGUUUACCGAUCUCUUUUUGGGUAUAUUAGGAUUGAAACCUGUCUCCCCUAACGAUUUUAGACUUUUUAUUAAGCCAUGUAGACAAUUUUAUCCAAAUCAUGAAAUGAACACCAUCAAGGUUAAACAAUCGUCUUUAGAUGUUAUAUUAGCGGUUGUUGUAGAAUAAAUGGUUUCGCUCUUUAAUAAACUUUUAAAAUCGGCCAAUUGAACUAUAAAAUAGUCCGAGAGUUGAUUCAAUAUACCUACGAGUAUGAGGAUUUCAAGUUUGAAAAGGAACGUAAAAGUCAUUAUUGUCUUCCUCAUAUGAUAGAAACUGGUUAACUAGUCAAACCAAAUUGACAUCCGUAAGAGGUUUAUUAGAUGAAAUUUUGGCUGGUUUGGUAUGGAUAUGGAUGGCAUGGAUAUUUACAUAUAUUUGACUUUCAUUCCAUAAGGCCUAAAUAUGAAGAACAUUUAUGAGAAGAAGCUAGAAGAAGUGGUCCACCGAUUCAUCUGAUUUGAUAUUUCAAUAAAUUACUUUCAAAGAAUUUUGGGACCACAGAAAUAUAAUUUUAAACUAUAGUAAGUCCAGACGCGAUCAAUUAUUUUAGCAUAUCCCCAAUUUAUUAACAGUAUUAUAAAACAAAUGCAUUUAAUGCUAUAUACGAUUUAUACGUAAUAGUCAUAUACGAUUAUAUAUGUUGAUUAGUGCGUUACAAGCAGAUUAUGAGUGUUGUCAGAGGCGGGACCAAGCCGGCACUAUCGUCUGUAUCUUUAGGUAUUUAAAUAAA